AUGUCUAUCAGAGUCAUUCUACCCAAUGCUCCUAUCAGUUCAUUUAAAACUUUACUGAAGAAAGUAAAUUUAACAUUCACAUCUGUUGAUGAUAAUACAACUCCAAUUCCAGAUUCAAUCAAAACCAACUUUGGUGUUCCUAUAUUCAUACUAGAAGGUCAUAAUUAUGUAUUAAUCAAACAUUUGGCAGGUUUAUGGAACUAUCCAUCUUCAUAUCAAUUAAUCGCAAGAUUGAUUAAGAAAGUUAAACUUGUUCAUGACGAUUUCCAAAAGACAAAUGAAGAUAUCAAUAAACAAUUAUUUGAAUCUAAUGUUAUUGAUAAUUCUGAUUUAAAGUUUGAAUUAUUUUAUAUAUCAUUGGAGAAAAUAUAUUAUGUUAUUGAAAAUAAACAAGUAUUCUUUAAUGGAAAUGUUCCACCAAGGAAUAUUUUAAAGAAAAAAGUGAUACCAGUACUUUCUUCAAAGCAUGAAGCUACUCCAGACGUAGAAAUGGCAGACGAAAAUGAUAAUGAAGACGACGAUGAGGACGAAGAUGAAGAUGAUGUUGAAGAUGAAGAAGAGGAUGAAGUUGACGAUGACGAUGAAGAAGACGAUGAAAGUAUCAAAGUACCCAAAAAUCGUCAUAAACGUAAGAAAACAAACUUGAAUGAAACCAAAUCAUCUUCAGAUGAUAUAAUCACCGUCAAUCAAGUAUUCCCUCAAUAUGGACUUAUAGAUUCAACUAUUCAAUUAAAUCAUGCAUCAUUUUCCACGGUGAAUUCCUUAACUAAAUUGAAUUAUUAUAAAAAUUUACCAUCUUCAUCCCAUAAAUUCCUUCCUAAUACAAAAUUAACAUUUGCUGAACGAGAAUUGAUUCUUGGUAAUAAUAAUUAUUUUGAAAUGUUGAUUGAUGAAGAUAGAAAAUUACAAACUGAUGACAAAAAGAGAUUCCGUAAACCAAUUGGAAAAUCAAAGAAACAUAAUAUUCAUAUUGAUCCAAAUACAAUCGAUUUAGGUGAAUCAGUUAUUCCAGGUCAAGGUUAUGUACCAGAAUUUAGUGUCAAUCAUAUUUGUAAAGUUCCAAAUUAUUAUAUAACAUCUAAUCAUCAAAGUGUCUCAGCUGGUGGUGCAUCUCAAGCUUCAUUUUUCAAUAUGAAACGAUUAAAUGCAACUUCUAAUUCUUCAUUUUUAUUUAAUGAAAAUAUUAAAAUGUCAAAAAAUAUUCAACAAUUAGUAUUUAGUAAUGAUAGUGAUAAUUAUCAUCAUUCAAAAUAUUAUUAUACAAAAACUUAUCGUGGUCCUGGUUCUGGUAAUUAUAAGGAUGCUGCUUUAAUGAAUAAAAUUAAUCGAAUUCCUGUAACUACUGAUCCAAUACGGAAAGUUCAUAAGAAUAAAAUCCAACCAGUUUCAAGAGUUAAUCGAAGCUUAAAAGGGUUAUUAUAUGAUAAAUUUAAUAAAGAUUUAGUUGAGAAUGUAUUGGCAAAACAAAGAAAAUUCACUGAAGAUUAUUCAAAUUUAGAAAUGUUACAUAAUAAUUUACAGUUCAAUCUUUUAUUGAAUUCUUAUCGAGAAAUUGCUCAAGAAACUUGGGAUAAUUAUUAUAAAUUUAAAUUAAUCGAUUUUGAACAAUUGAAAGCAUUGCAACGAGAACAAGAAGAAAUCGAAGCCAGAAAACAAGCAAUUGCCGCCCAAAAUGAAUAUGUUGAACAAGAAAGACAACGUCAAGAAAAGAUUAGAACUUUAUUGGAACAAGAACGAAGUGAAUUUGAGAAUUUACAACGUGAACAAAUUCAAAAACAAAAACAAAUUGAAGAAAAAAAUAGACAACGUCAAUUAGAAGCUUCAUUCAGUGAUCCAUUUAUUGCUAAUUCUGAUGACGAAGAUGAAGAAGAAAAGGAGAAAUUAAAUUAUGAAAAGAUUCAACAGGAAUUUGAAGAAAAGCAAAUUGAAUUACGUGACAAAUUCGAACAACAAAAACAAGAACUAAUGACUCCAACCCCACCUCCAACUCCAAUAGAAACUCCUCAAUUGGAUAUUGUUAAUCGGUUUUCUUCUCCUGCCAUGUAUCCUGAAAUUGUCAGGAAUCUUCCGUUGGAAUUACGUGGUACCGAACAAGUUAAUAAAGAUGAUAUACCUCCAAUAAAGAAACCAAUUAGAUAUGUUGCAACAUAUCCUGAAGGUGGACGUAAUCCUGAAUAUUUGACAAAAAUAGAAAUUAUCAAAUUACCAAAUGCAAAUUGUGUUGGUUGGGACAAUUUAAGAAAAUAUAAGGACCAAAUGUAA
This is a messenger RNA of Hemisphaericaspora subhashii, 2262 nucleotides long. RefSeq lists its product as uncharacterized. The record is from RefSeq and is a predicted model, not a curated record. NCBI's taxonomy places the organism in Eukaryota, Fungi, Ascomycota, Pichiomycetes, Serinales, Debaryomycetaceae. The transcript has a single exon. Bases 1 to 2262 code for a protein of 753 amino acids.